CGAAACUGUGAACGUUUCGCGGCUGCAAGGCGGGAGAGGCCGGUUGACGGGCUCGGGUCGCCACGUGCCGUUGCAAAUCAGUUGAAGAGGUUUUGUUGGUCCUCAGUUUUAGAUCACCGAUCAUAAGCAGCAAAUAUGACGGUCGGCAAGAACAACAAGAUGAUGCAGCACAUAAACUACAGGAUUCGGGUCAUGCUUCAGGAUUCACGGACAUUCAUCGGAACUUUCAAAGCCUUUGACAAGCACAUGAACCUGAUCCUGUGCGACUGCGAGGAGUUCCGCAAGCUGAAGGCCAAGGCCGGCAAGCCGGGCGAGCGGGAGGAGAAGCGCGUGCUCGGCAUGGUGCUGCUGCGCGGCGAGAACAUCGUCUCCGUGACGGUGGAGGGGCCGCCGCCGGCCGACGAGCGCGGGCCGCGCGUGCCGGCCGCCGGCGCCGGGCCGGGCCCUGGCGCCGGCCGCGCCGCCGGCCGGGGCGUCAGCGCCGCGCCCACCGGGCCCGCCGCCGGCCUGCAGGGCCCGGUGCGCGGCGUCGGCGGACCCUCCCAGCAGAUGAUGGUGCCGCAGGGGCGCGGCAUGCCGCCCAUGCGCGGACCGAUGGGCCCGCUGCUCGGCGGACCGCCCAGGCCCAUGAUGGGAGGCAUGGGCGGGCCGCCCCAGAUGGGUCGCGGCGGGCCCGGCCCGAUGGGCCCGAUGCGGGGCCCGCCUCCGGGCAUGAUGCGCGGUGGGCCGCACCAGGGCCGACCCUUCUAGACGGCGUCACCCGGCGCUCCGGCGCCCGUUCAGCAUCAUCGUCGUCGCCCGUCGAGCGCGUCAUCGUACCGCGUCACUGCUCCCAGCGCCACGUCCUGUUUCGAGUACCGCGACCGGAGGCCGUGCGCCAGCGUCCCCGACUUGUCUUGGCGGGAGUUACGACCGGGUAGGACUGCCGGCGACCGCGUGGCCACUCGGCGGCUGGACAUCCGUGUUCGCGCCGGCGGACAGCUCGCCAGUCCCGGCUGCUGGUGGUGACUGCUCCCGCUUGCAGUCGGCCGCGGAGGUAGCUGGCCACGGAGCAGAACGUGUCUUUAGUUUCGACCAGGGCGUGGGGAAAGGCCAAGUGUACCUCGAGAUCAUCGCUGAUUUUCGCCGCUGUGGCGUCGUGCAGGUGUACUGCACAAUACAUUGGUCUGAUGAG
Pollicipes pollicipes is the source of this 1174-nucleotide messenger RNA. RefSeq names its product small ribonucleoprotein particle protein SmB (gene SmB). Gene Ontology annotation, molecular function: snRNP binding; RNA binding. Gene Ontology annotation, cellular component: U5 snRNP; U4/U6 x U5 tri-snRNP complex; U2 snRNP. Lineage: Eukaryota; Metazoa; Arthropoda; Thecostraca; Pollicipedomorpha; Pollicipedidae. The record is from RefSeq and is a predicted model, not a curated record. Gene Ontology annotation, biological process: mRNA splicing, via spliceosome. Bases 136 to 750 code for a protein of 204 amino acids. The transcript is spliced from 4 exons.